AUGUCUGAUUCCCGCAGACUUUUGGAAGCUGCAAACGCGCUUUCUCAACUUCUACAUCAACACUCCAUUGCCCACGCCUUCUAUGGAAGCAUUCUCACUGCCGUGCUCUCUGAUAAUCCACGUUGCGAUGAAAUAUUCUGUAUCGUUGAAGGCGGUUCCACCCAUCCGUUCCGUCGAGUCAGACAAGCCAUUGUAGGGAGUGAGCACUUCACGACCACGCACUCUCCGUGGAGCAACCGCUUGCAUGCUACGUAUCGUCAGGUCAUCCCAGCCAUCGAGAUUGAGAUCCUGCCCGCAGGCGAGUAUGGACCCCGACGACUGGAUGGUUCCACUAUCAUGCAAUUACAAGGCAUCCCCUUCUUGACCCUGUCAGAGUUUGUUCGGGCAAAGCUAAAGACUUGGACAAUACGCGGCUCAGACCGUGAUGCUCAAGACAUCAUUUACACAUUAUGCCGCUACUGGAAUCGCUUGGAUAUCAAUCGCGUUCCUGAGCAAGAUAUGAACCACUUCGUAACUGCCCAUCGCACUGCGGCCCUAUCUUGGGCAGCGCUGAAAAGAAAAUAUGGUUUGUGA
Suillus bovinus is the source of this 573-nucleotide messenger RNA. RefSeq lists its product as uncharacterized. The record is from RefSeq and is a predicted model, not a curated record. Lineage: Eukaryota; Fungi; Basidiomycota; Agaricomycetes; Boletales; Suillaceae. The transcript is spliced from 5 exons. The coding region runs from base 1 to 573 and encodes 190 amino acids.